Messenger RNA from Pollicipes pollicipes, 429 nucleotides. RefSeq lists its product as uncharacterized. Gene Ontology annotation, cellular component: extracellular matrix. The transcript has 2 exons. The coding region runs from base 1 to 429 and encodes 142 amino acids. Lineage: Eukaryota; Metazoa; Arthropoda; Thecostraca; Pollicipedomorpha; Pollicipedidae. The record is from RefSeq and is a predicted model, not a curated record.
AUGCAGCGUUUGUUUCAUCUCCAGGUCCUGUUUGUGUUUGCCGUGGUGCUGGCCCUGGCCACCGCCAGCGAUCUCCGUCGCUACGGAGGAGAGCAGGAGGAGGAGGAGGACAGCGACCACACCCCCUACCAGUUCAGCUACUCUAUCGACGAUGAAGACACCGUGUUCUCCCAGAGUGAGGAGGGCGACGACGAGGGAGACGUCACCGGAGAGUACUCUGUCAACCUGCCCGACGGCCGCGUCCAGACAGUCAGGUACUUCGGCGACAACGAGGACGGCUACACGGCCGAGGUCAGCUACGAGGGCGAGGCCCAGUACCCUGAGGACCAGUCGUACCAGGUCCACAGCGCCUUCUCCCCCGCGUUCUGGACCUGUGUUCUGGACCUGCUCCGUGCUGACUCUAUGGAGAAGAAGAAUGGAGACUGCUGA